UUAUAAUAUACGAAAAGCCAUUUAGCGGCUAAAAUAAAUAAUAAACUCAUUCAUUUUACCACACACAAAAAUUGACAAAAAAAAAAGCCAAUUAUAAGGUACAUGUCCCUCAUUCACUCCCUCUCCCUUCUCUCUCUCUCUCUCUUGAGAAUAUCUCUCUUCCAAGCUUCAUCUCCUUCCUUGCAUGCAGCUCUACAAGAAACAGGCUCUUUAAGGUUGCUUUUUUCCCUUCCAUGUAAUAAAAAAGGGAGAGAGAGAGGGAGAUAGGAAAGGAAAGAAGAAAAACGAUGAAGGAGACGAUCAGGUGCUGCAUCGCAUGCAUUUUACCGUGUGGAUCACUGGACGUGAUCAGAAUCGUACACUCGAACGGAUACGUGGAGGAAAUCAGUGGCUCCAUCACAGCCAAAGAGAUCAUGAGAGCCCACCCAAAGCACGUCCUCAGAAAACCCUCGUCUCCUCCUCCGUCAGAUUCCGUCGAUCGCCCCCGUGAUGAUGUCAUCUCCGCCGCCAAGAUCGUCGUCGUCCCUCCCGACGCCGAGCUCCAACGCGGCAAGAUCUACUUCCUCAUGCCCGUCUCCUCCUCCGGUGACGUUGGCGGAGGUAACACCGGAAAAAACGUUCGGGCGGUGAGUAAGAGGAGAGACGGAAGUAACGGCGCCGGCAAUCGCCGUCACGGGCGUAACGGCGUUAGUGAUGGGUUUAACGGAGAGAAAAAUAAUGAUAAUUAUGAGAAGAAUAUGUCGCUGUUGAUUUCGGACCGUUACUUGACGGAGAUAUUGUCGGAGAAAGUGGCGACGCAGAGGGAUCGGCGGCGAGGACGCGUCGGCGUUUGGAGACCGCACUUAGAGAGCAUAUCAGAGACUGAAAACGACGCCGUUUCAGUGAACCAUUUGUCAGUAAAAUAGUUUUUUUUUGCCUUUUGAUUUUUGGGCUGUCUACUUAUUUUUUUUUCUCAAAGAAGAUCAAUACAUAAGACUUCUUCCAAUUAUAAUAUUUAAAAGAAAAAUAAAUAAAUUUUCCAAUUUAGAGAAUUAUUGAUAUAGGCAUUCAAGUGUA
Messenger RNA from Tarenaya hassleriana, 1056 nucleotides. RefSeq lists its product as uncharacterized. The transcript has a single exon. The record is from RefSeq and is a predicted model, not a curated record. NCBI's taxonomy places the organism in Eukaryota, Viridiplantae, Streptophyta, Magnoliopsida, Brassicales, Cleomaceae. The coding region runs from base 288 to 905 and encodes 205 amino acids.